GCGAUCCAUCAUCCGCAUCAGCUGCACAAAACCAUUGUGCGCGUUUGUGCAUCUGCAUUGCUCUGUCGUAGAACAACGAAGAGCGCCAAAAGUGCAAACAUCAUCAAGAUGGAUGCGUCUUUCCUAAACUACGGCCUCGACGCCGUGGUGUUGCCAGAGUGGGGUUUUCCGAAGAAAGGCAAGGUCCGCGACAUUUAUUUCCAGGAGGAUGACGUUGUCAUGGUUACCAACGACCGUGUGUCCGCGUUCGAUUUUGUCCUUCCGAAUCUGAUCCCGUUCAAGGGCCAGGUGCUGAACACCAUUUCCGAGCACAUGUUCGAGGUGACCAAGGACAUCAUCCCCAACGCCCUCGUUCUCCCCUCGCCCGACCCGGCGGUCGUCGUGCAGAAGAAGAUGAAAAAUCUGAUGGUGGAGUGCAUCGUCCGUGGCUAUCUCUGGGGUUCCAUGGCGGCUGCGUACGAGAAGGGGGAUCGGGACUUCUGCGGGUUGAAAAUCCCGGACGGGCUGGUGCGGUAUCAGAAAUUAGCCGAGCCGAUCUUCACGCCGACCACGAAGGCGGAGGUGGGGCACGACGAGAACAUGACCAUGGCGGAAGUGGAGGAGCUGAUCGGGAAGGAUUUGGCGGCGCAGGUAGGAACUACGGAGCACACGAUGCUCAAGAUUUUGUCAUCCUACGAUGUAAAAUGAUAAAGCAGGAGUUUAGGAAUUUCGAAAAAGAAAUAACAAGUCGGCUCUGACUACGUGGUCCUACCUACAACUGCAUCAACAAGAAGUCGCUGUUAGAAGUACAUGGCGCAAAAACUACAUCAGGUCAAAGACAUCUCGAUGAAGCUGUUCAAGCGCGGCCAGGAGACGAUGGCGAAGCAGGGGCUGAUUUUGAUCGACACGAAGUACGAGUUUGGGAUUUGCCCCAAGACCGGCAAGCUGCACGUGAUCGACGAAGUGAACACGCCGGACAGCAGCCGUCUGUGCAGCAUUGCGGAGUACGAGGAGAAGUGGAAGCUGAUCGAACCGAAGAUCAAGGACUACCCCUCUGUGUCCGCCUUGCUGAAGGAACAUCCGAAGUUGAAGGUGAAGGAGUUCUCGAAGCAGUACGUCCGGGACACGCUGUUGGAAAUGGGAUUCGACCCUACCACCGCCACCAAGGCGAUCGAAUUGACGCCGGAGCAGGUGCUGGAGUGCGCGAAGCGCUACAUCGACGUCUGCGAGCAGAUCACGGGCAAGAAGUUCCCGUUACCGGACAAGGCGCAGGUGAUCAACAAGUCGCCCAAGGAGCGGCUGUUGCAGAAUUUGGUCGCGAAAAAGUACCUCUCGUCUGGCCUCGCCUGCAUCUUUGCCGGGUCCGACUCGGACGCGCCGCACAUCGAGAAACUGCAGAAGGAGUUCGCGAAAUCGUUCGCGAAGCACAACAUCUCCACGCAGGUGCGGAUUUGUUCCGCGCACAAGCAGCCGAAGAAGCUCGGCGAGGUGUUGAAGUACUACAAUACCUCCGACUAUCCACAAAAAAAAAAAAACAGAAACACAUCGUCCCCAUCCAAUUUGUCAUGCAAAACAUGCAUCAGCUCCAGUGUUUGUCAUGCAAAACAUGGAUGGGGAUGGCGAUGGGUGUUUUUUCCUGGAUACCGACCAGAUGAUCUGCAUCAUCGCCUGUGCCGGCGGUACCGACGCCUUGUCCGGAACCGCGUCCUUCCUGUCCAUCUGGCCGGUGGUGUCCUGUCCCCCGGACGGGCUGGAAAACAAAACCUGCACGAUCAACCCGCCGGGCAGCAGCAACGCCUUCUGCGGCAAGCCGGGAAACUGCGCGCGGUUUUGCCUGCAGAUGUUCUCCGGCAAGGAGCCGAAGAUCGGGGAGUUUUUGAGCAGCGAAAACGCGAAAAAGGUGAAGUCCUUGGAAGACGCGGAUGCGCGCCUGUGUCCGGUGUUCGCCACGGGCAGUACUGCUGUUUCGGAUGUGAAACCCUCUGUGUCGUGCACGAAAGCGGUGGACAACGAUUUUUUCACCUCCACCGCCGCGACCUCGAAGGAAACGACGAGCGACAAAGACGGCGAUGGUACUAUCAAGGAUAAAGAAACCCUCUACAAGCAAAAGAUCCACAGCGAAUUUCUGAACAAAACGGAAGUGGACGCGGUGUUUAUCCCGGAGUGGGGCGAGGCGAAGAAGGGAAAGGUGCGGGACAUCUACUUCCAGAACGAGAACUAUGGACGUGUCAGGUUUGAAAUCGUCAAAGUUGAAAUGAUUUGCCAUGCAUCAAACGGAUACCAGUUAGACCCACAGUUUGUAGUCGGUGCAUGGCAAAUUUUCCCGGUCCUGGAAGCGAGUCUGUCACGCAGUUUAGGGCAAAAGAGCUACCUUCUGUCAUGCUAGUCAGCCGUCCAACUUUUGAAAGACCCUUACCAGGACUAUAAUCUGCCUCCCGUGCGUCCUCUGCAAUAGAGUCACUUUUUGUAUUGCAUUUUGUGCAUGACAAACCAUUUUUUGACGAUUUCAAUCCUGACACCCCCAUAAGAGCGUGGUGAUGGUGACCAACGACCGGGUUUCUGCGUUCGACUAUCCUGUGCAAAAGUAUCGUACUCGUACUAAUUGCAGAUAUGCAUGACAAAUAUUUUUCCUAGGGCAAAACAGCAUUACAAAUUUGACUUUCCUUCUUGCCAGAAUUUGUCAUGCAAUUUAUACUAGUACGAUACUUUUGCACAGGAUAUCGACCACGUGCUGCCCAAUUUGAUCCCCUUUAAGGGGUUCGUGUUGAACAAGAUCUCCGAAUGGGCGUUCGACGCGACCAAGGACAUCAUCCCCAACGCGCUCAUCACCCCCGCCCCCGACCCGGCGGUCGUCGUGCAGAAGAAAAUGAAGAAUCUGAUGGUGGAGUGCAUCGUCCGCGGCUAUCUCUGGGGUUCCAUGGCGAAGGCGUACGAGAAGGGGGAUCGGGACUUCUGCGGGUUGAAGAUUCCAGACGGGCUGGUCCGCUACCAGAAACUCGCCGAGCCGAUCUUCACGCCGACCACGAAGGCGGAGGUGGGGCACGACGAGAACAUGACCAUGGCCGAGGUGGAACAAUUGAUCGGAGUGGAUUUGGCCGCAAAAGUGAAGGACAUCUCGAUGAAAUUGUUCCAGCGCGGAUCCUAUGCGUUGCAAAAGUAUCGUACUAGUAUAAAUUGCAUUACAAAUUUGCUCAGCGUGAGAGCUGGAAUUUGUCAUGCUGUUUUACCUUAAGGACAAGAUUUGUCAUGCAUAAUGGCAAUUAGUACGAGUACGAUACUUUUGCACAGGAUAGAUCCGAGAAGAUGAAAGAAAAGGGGCUGAUUCUGAUCGACACGAAGUACGAAUUCGGUUUGGACUACGAGACAAACGAAUUGUAUGUGAUUGACGAAGUGAACACGCCGGAUAGCUCUCGGAUGUGCGGUAUGCAAUAGAAAUUUCAAUUUUAUUUCACCCCACACGUACAAAUGCACGGCAGAUGCAAAUUUUCCGAACCUAAAGCAUGCGAUGCCACUUUUAUCUUUUUCGUAUGCUGCAUACGAAAAAGAUAAAAGUGGUGCCAUGUUGCGGAUGAAAUAGCAUUAGUACGUGCACGGAAUGAAUAAAUUGAAAUUUCCGUUGCAUAUGCGGCAUUGAAGAGUACGAGAAGAAAUGGAAAUUGAUCGACGAAGCGGUGAAGGGAAAGACCAUGCCGGCGAGUGAGAUUUUCAGCAAGUACAAAAUCAAAGAAUACAGCAAACAGUACGUGCGCGACUGCCUGCUCGACAUGGGGUUCACGGGGAAUGAAUCCGCGGACGAAAUUAUGACAGUGCACAACUCCUCCUUCCCCUCAUUUGUAUAGCAUGAACAGCAAAAGCAAUACAAGGGUCAGUAAGAAUGCCGGUUUUCCAUGACAAAUUAUUUCCACAGGAGUGUAGUGCUGUUUGGGCUUCCGGAGUUUGUCAUGCAAACAGUGCUAAGAAACACAGUCUGGAUUUGGUAUUUUGCAUGACAAAUGACGGGGAGGGGGAGUUGUGCACUGUCAUAGAAAUCAGUUUGUCCCCGGCCCAGAUCGUGGAGUGCAGCUACCGGUACAUAUCAACUGCAGAUAUGUCUGGGUCUGGAAGAUUGCAAGGUUUUGUCAUGCUAGUCUGGCAUGACUCUGCACUCUGUAUUGCGUGCUGGCCACGAACAGCCUCUCUCGCCUGUCAUGCAAAAACGCACUUUCUCAUGCGGAAUGCGCAUCACAGAAGCACGAAAAAACUUGUCAUGCUUGGCUGCGCAUGACAGUUCACUUAUUGUUCACUGACUUGCAUCACAAGUCAGACAUAUUUGCAUUUGAUAGUACAUCAAGGUCUACGAAACGAUCAUUGGGAAGGAGUUCCCCUUUGAUUUGUUCGCAUCCAGUAUCACCGGCAGCAGCAACGCGUCGGCCAAGCGGGUCAUCAAGAACCUCCAGGCGGCGAAGCUGUUGAGCACCGGCGUCGUGCUGAUCAUGGCGGGAUCGGAUUCCGACGCGCCCCAUUUGGCGAAAAUCGAGGAGAGCUGCAAGAAGCAGGGCCUCAAGGCGGUGCACACCCGGAUUUGCUCGGCGCACAAACAGCCGGGCAAGUUGGAAGAUGCUUUGAAAAGGUAGUAUGAGUAUGUAUGAAUGCCUUCUAUGCAGCGGCAGCUGCUCCACCUUCUGAAAAUGUUCAUGUUAUUCACUCAGUCCGUGCUUCGUUUUGUUGUGUUGCGUGUUUGAAUUUUCUAGUUCUAGAGUAUGUACGUAGACACUACGCAUUUCGCCUAUACAAUUUUUAUUUUACAAGAUGAAGUUGAACUCCAUGAUAGCAUUUAACAUCUGCAAUAAAACCUCUCUCAGCUACAAUCGUUCGGAGCAGCCCUGUAUCAUUGUUGGUUGCGCUGGAGGUACGGACGCGUUGUCGGGAACCGCUUCGUUCCACUCGAAGUUCCCGGUAGUCUCCUGCCCCCCGGACGGUCUCAUUAACCACACGUGCCUGACCAACCCGCCUGGCUCCUCGAACGCGAUUUGCUACUCGGUGUCCAACGUCGCCAGGUUUUGCGCGCAGGUGCUGUCAGCGGCCAGCGGUGACGCGGAGUUGCAGAAGAAGUUGCUGAAGUCCAACGACGAAAAAAACUCGAAACUGUCGAAGGCGGACGCGGGAUUUGUGGAGAGGAUCUUCCCGAAAGCGCAGCUGGUGAUGGGGGCGUGAGUAGAACUACGGAACAAGAACGGAAGAAGGAAUGACGAGCUUUGGGUCGUGAAAUUGAAAAUGGUAACAGACAAAGAAGAUUAUAUUAAUAUGCUGUUGAGGAUCACCAGGAUCAUGGGAUGAAAAAGAAAAAUCAAUAUCAAGGUAAAAAACACAAGUUUGGUUUGACAUUUUGGAAUGACUAUGACACAGAAGGGCUCUCCUGAUACAGUAGAAAACGAUUUGUUUGUGAAGAAAACAAAGCUGCUUUAUUUUCUUCUUCGAGAGGCUGAGGCAGAGGAUGUGGCGUUUAUUUUCUUGAAAAGGUAAAUAAGGUUAACGUUAAAGGAAGAAAGAAUAUUGUAACGACACGAUGAAGGUGGAUGAAGUUGGAUGAAGUCCAAAUCAAAAUAUAUUUAUCCAACAGCUUUUGCAAAAGUCAAAGCGGUUGUGCAGAUGAAUAGUCCAAGCAUAACAAGCAGAGCCUGUGCUUGGUAUGUAAUCUGUUGGUUUAGCCAGUUAGAUUUUUACGUCAAGUGACGUACUAGUAGGUAUUGUCAAUGUGAAUGUAGCAGUUGCAGUUGUCUUCAACAUCUUUACUCGAUCUUCAUCGCCGCAGGAUCAAAAUGUGGUCUAUUGGCAGAAUUCUCAUUUUCCGACGCUUCAAGCGCACUCCAUUUUGCUGAUUCGAAGGAUGGCAGAUGAAAAACUAUCCAAUGGCGGCGCUGCAAAGAGCAGGAAACGCAAAGUCACAUUAUCAAAUUAAAAAUGAGAUGCGGUAGGAGC
This is a messenger RNA of Amoebophrya sp. A120, 5937 nucleotides long. The record is from the annotation of a GenBank genome assembly. NCBI's taxonomy places the organism in Eukaryota, Dinophyceae, Syndiniales, Amoebophryaceae.